Molecule: messenger RNA, 3539 nt
Organism: Sebastes umbrosus (honeycomb rockfish)
Lineage: Eukaryota; Metazoa; Chordata; Actinopteri; Perciformes; Sebastidae
Product: protein delta homolog 1
Exons: 6
Coding region: 16-1263 (415 amino acids)
Biological process (GO): establishment or maintenance of epithelial cell apical/basal polarity; heterophilic cell-cell adhesion
Cellular component (GO): protein-containing complex; plasma membrane
Molecular function (GO): calcium ion binding
Source: RefSeq, a predicted model, not a curated record
GCUCGUGCGUAAUGGAUGGCUUUUGGGAACAGACGCAUAUGUUUCAGGACAAAUAAAGGGGGUCUUUUGCUCGAUAUAACGAUGCAUCAUCUCACAGCUGUGGUCUUCAUUCUGGUCGUGCCAGGCGUCACCAAAGGUUGGGAAUGCAGCUCAAGGUGCAGCACAGAAAAUGGGUUUUGUGAGAAGCCAGGGAAGUGCAGGUGCAAACCAGGGUGGCAAGGAGAGAAUUGUGACCAGUGCGUGUCCUUCCCCGGCUGUCUGCACGGCACAUGUGAGAAGGCAUGGCAGUGUUUGUGCGAGGCCGGCUGGGUGGGCAGCCUGUGUGACCAAGAUACUCGCCUGUGCUCAUCCAGGCCUUGUGCUGGUAAUGCCACCUGUAUAGAGACAGGAGAGGGGGGAUACCUGUGCAUCUGUCCCCAUGGCUACGCUGGGGAAAACUGCCACCUGAACAGAGGACUGUGUCUCACAAACGGCUCUCCUUGUCAGAACGGUGGCACAUGUACGGAUGUCGAUGGCUCAGCGGGCUCCUCUUCCUGUUUAUGUCCCUCUGGAUUUUCUGGAGACGUGUGUGAGAUCAGCCUUGACAGCUGCCAGCCUAACCCCUGCCUCAACGGUGGCAACUGCACAAACCACGGCCUGGCCUUCACAUGCGUCUGUCCGCUCGGCUUCGCUGGUUUCACUUGUAAUGACACCGCCAGCCUCUCGCCCUGCGCCGGCAGGCCCUGCGCCAACAGGGGCACGUGUGCUGGUCAACCGGAUGGAACCUUCCGGUGCGUUUGCCAGAAAUGGUUUACAGGUCCCACGUGUUCCCUGCAGCACAGGCCGAAGGCCAGGUCCAAGCCGGUCGGCGCCAGGCCCGUGGACCACAGAGUGUUCGCGCUGACUCCGCAGCACUACUCCCUCCCAGCUCACACAUUCCACAAGCUUCUCAGACCGCCCGAGAGAGACCUGCUCAAGAUCACCCUAAAGGAGACGGUCCACUCCCCCGGCGUCCUCGUCACCCACGGUCAGCUCAUCUGCUUCGGCAUGCUGGCCCUGCUCACCUGCGUGGUCAUCCUGGGCACUACGGGCAUCGUGUUUUUUGGCCGCUGCGAGACGUGGCUGGCUAAUGCCAAGUACAGCCAGCUUGUUCGUCAGCAGCGGGAGCACCUGCUGAGAGAUGCCGGCGGCGCGAGCCAGGAGGAGCCGGAGCACUCGGUAAACAUCAUCCUGCCGGAGAAGAUUAGACUCAGCAGCUUUGGGAGACACUACACCUCCAUCUGAUUAAAUCAUCUCUGCCUCUUCCCCUCUCCCUCUGGAAGGAGUUUAAUAUAAAUGUCGAAGGAAAUACUAUGACUGUUGUACAGUUGUGUUAAUAAAGUGAGACAUACUGGACUACACUGGAAUAUAUUUGAAUGUAAAGUCUAAUGGACUAAGUGGAUAACCAUGACACUAGAUUGUAAAUGUACUUUAUAUCGUACUGUUGAAAACUAACCAUUCAAAAUGUAUGAAAUUAUAAAAGACGUUCUACCUUGAUGGCUGGUAAAAAGAUGUCAUUGUGGUGUAUUUCUUAAGACGUUUGACUUCACAAUCAUGGUUCAACCGCUUUGUUACAUGUUGAUUUGAAAUACAACAAUGGAGUUAAUACAUAGACUGUAUAUAAAGAUGGACAACGUGUCUCCACUUCCUCCCACUAUGAGAAGUGAAGCCAAAAUAUCCCGGAUACGGGAGCUUGACGUAUUUGGAGCCAGAGUAUGCGCAGUAGUGAUCGGGGGGACUGGAGCCACGGUAUCAAGGUCACCCGCCCGAACCAAUCGCGAACCGAGCAGGGCCGCAGCUUGUCAGCAAGAGACACUAACUGCCAAUCAUGACGUCUCACCCCCUUUUUAUAGCACCAAAUAACUAAUUAAAACCAAACUUUUCAGAAAAAUUAACACUUGAACAUACAUCAGUGUGAUAAGAACUAACUAAAAUGACAGAAACCAUCUUUAGGAAAAAUCUAUUUGACGUGUACUUUGACUUUUUAGUUUGGCCCAUAUCCCAUCCGUUAACAUAUAGUGGGCGGGCUUUAUGAACUAUACUGCAACCAGCCACCAGGAGGCGAUCGAGAUGUUUUGGCUUCACUUUAAGGGAGCUGUCAUGUCGUCCAUCUUUAUAUACAGUCUAUGGGUUAAUACAAAAGGAGAAAUUAUGUUGAUUUUAACAGAGCACAUGCAACCUCAACCACUUUUCUUUCAGUGUUUGUAAUUUAACUAAGUAACCGCACCAUUGAUUUUGUAUUUGUUAACAAAUUGCUCUCAGAUUUUGUAAUCAAGACUCGAGCUGCAACAAUCAGUCAGUAGAUUGACAGAAAAUUAAUCAGCAACUAUUUUGAUAAUGUAUUUAUUAUUUUAGUAAUUUCAGUCAACAUUAUCUGGUUUCAGAUUUUCAAAUGUGAUGAUUUGCUGCUUUUCUUUGUCUUAUUUUUAAACUGAAUAUCUUUGGGAUUUGGACUGUCGAUCAAAUAAUAGAUCACCCUUAAGCCGUGGGAUAUUUUAACAGGAAUUUUUCACUAUUUUCGAGAUGCAAAAAUAAUCAGCAGAUUAAUAUAAAAUGAAAGUAAACAUUAGUUGCAGCUCUAACCAUCUCCAUGCAGCAUAUUGUGAAUUUGUCAUUUUAUAAUUAAUGCAACAAAAAAAUACAUAUUGUGAGUUUGUACAGCUAAACAGCUGCAGAUCAUAACUCUACAGAGAUAGAUCAUUUUCAUGCAAAAAGUAUUAUUGUACAGUAUAGUAUGUACCUGGAGGUAAUGUCACUGCCCAAAUACCAUCCAGCUGUCUCUCUCUCUGCAGAUCUAUCACUUUGGGUGUUGGUAUAUACUGAACGUAGAUGUUAUAAAGAUAAAGUUAUUUCACAGUUCUUCAGGAAAUGCCACUAUCUAUUUCCCAUCAUGUAUUUGUAUCCAAGGUAUGAAUAUCUCUACACCUUCACCUAUUGAUUACUCUCAAGCUCAUUUGCAGCAUCUCAGAGCUUGUUAAGUUUACCAACCUUGCUUCUUACUGUCAGUGUUGGAUUUUCACUGGCCAUGCACCAUAAAUCUAUACUGUAACAUCUGUCUAAUGUUAUUGGUUUGUCUCACCAUGCAUGAGAUGGAGACCCACUCCUGAUGGAGGGAGAAGUGGUUUCAUGAAUACUGAAUGUAUGGGAAAACAAGAUAAACACGUCCGACACACAGUAAACACAUAGUUAAACAUGUGGAGCUUAGUUAAUGUAAAAUAUUCAAAUUAAAUUAAUCCCUCUCACAAAGAUAAGUCCCCUUCAGCGGUUAAUGCAGGUUUUGUCUAUCACAAUUCUCUGAUAGGGUGGUAAUCUUGUGUUUACUCACACCAUAGCAGAGGUACAUUUCAGGUUGUGUAUUACAUUGUGCAGUAUUCUAAUGAUUUACAAGUGGCAUUUCUACAGGGGGGGGGGGUUAGUACUUAUCAGUAUUUGGUCCAGUCUGGGAUUAUUUGCUGUUGUGCUUUGGCCAGAUAAUGUUGUGUUGUCUGUUCAUUGAUUUUAAUAAAACAUAUAUAACAUCA